Messenger RNA from Nematostella vectensis (starlet sea anemone), 1928 nucleotides. RefSeq lists its product as uncharacterized. The transcript is spliced from 7 exons. The coding region runs from base 141 to 992 and encodes 283 amino acids. NCBI's taxonomy places the organism in Eukaryota, Metazoa, Cnidaria, Anthozoa, Actiniaria, Edwardsiidae. The record is from RefSeq and is a predicted model, not a curated record.
UAAGGUUCUAAUUGCUAGGGAAAAUCGAACGAUUUGUUGUAUAUAUUUACGUCAGUAUUUUAUGUUUUACCGUGCGCACGCCAUUCGAAGAAGAUGUGCUAUCUUUAUAGAAAGCUCCUUGUUUUAGAAAUGCCUUUGGAAUGCGAUUAGCAUUCCUGGUAUAUCUGAUCUUAAUGUCAUUUACAUUCACAAAGGCGAAAGGCGAUUCGCCACUGAUUGCGCUACCAAAACAGCGCAAUUGGUCUGUCUGCACGGGAAAAUCUAUAACACUAGAGGUAAUAUUACAAGACGAUGCUAUGCCGUUCAUCGUCAACUGGCGACAUGAGGAAGCGGUGAUGGACGACGUCUCCCAUUUCUCCCGAAGUAAAAAUGGUCGCAUCCUGUAUAUAACAGAUGUCCUGCCACCACACGCAGGAGUUUACAAAGCAUACGUAAGUUCAAGCAGUGGACAGUCCGCAGAGGUCACAUUCGUCGUGGAGAUAACAGAUGUACACGUACGAUCCUUGGUCUCGAGUCAUCUCUCGAUUGAGGAAGGGCAAGAUGGAUUUCUUCGCGUCGAGGUACCUCAAGUCGAGGAUGACGAGAUAUGGUGGUUGCACAAUGGUGAACUCAUCGAUUUUGCAGAAGAAGGCAGCGCGUAUAGCCUCACUGAUACUCAAGAUGACGCUGAGUCCGUACUCAAGAUAGAGAGCUCCAAGGAACACCAUGCCGGGGUGUACGAGGCCGUUGUCAAAAGUGGGGCUUGCCAAGCGCAGACGAUGAUCAAAGUGGAAAUAGCACCUGCUAUCAAGUCAGAUACUUCGAAUGAGGGCGGCAUCAUUCAGGCGAUCCUAUCCGGAGCUGAUUCCGACACCAUCACUCGCGGGGUGAUAAUACUCGGUCCAACCUUGCUGCUCACCCUAAUAGGAUCUCUUGUUCUUAUACGCCGAAAAAAGAAGUCGAUCAGACAUCUACAGCAGGUCGAAGUUAAUGAAUAUUAUGAUGACGAGUGAACAUGAAAUAAGACAGGAGAACACCCCACCAGAUCCCGGAUCUCUUUUCACGUAAUCAAGAAAGCCGAUAAGCACUGGAAAUGUUUAAUCCGCAAGAAAACUAGACAUCAGUGCAUGUUGGUGUUUCGCGGGAAAAACAACAAGAUCAAUUAUUAUAGCGUUUAACCACUUGAAAGUGGGUCUCGUAGAUAUAUCAAUAUAGUAUUACAUUGGUUUGAUUAGUUAGGGAAAAUUCAUGCUAAAUCUUACUUCCUUAAACGUAGAAUUUCAAACGGAAAAUAGAUAGGAGAUAAUCAGAUUGUAAAUAAUAUAGCUAGAACAUUAGGGAAAAUAAUAAAUUGAUGGGGAAAAUGGCCUGUCGUAUAUCAGGGCACCACAGACAAGAUCAGAAGCAAUUUCUAGCUAACCCUUAGGCGUUUUCAGAUAGUGCUCCCAAAAAGCCAGAAAAGUGCUCCCAAAAAGCGCUUAAAAAGUGCUCCAUAAUCAAAAUAGUGCUCAAAUAGUGCUCAUUGGCGAAAAGAAAAUUACCGCAUAUUUUUAAAACAAUUUAGAGAUAAGUUGCGUCCUUAUUAAAAUUGGAAAAAAGAAAGAAUAUCGCUUUUAUUAAAUACAUGCAUUAGAGUAUCUUAUAUUGUUGUCCAUGAACGGGUAAAUCACACUUUAGUGUAUAACAAUUAACUGUAUUAUAAAUGACUUUGGUCUCUUUUGUGUUUGUUUACCAUUGUUAUUUGGAUAUUACUAAAAACAAUGUUCAUUUAACAUCACCAAUGAAAAUAAUAUCAAACCUGAUAACAGACCUUAGUUAUAACAAUAUCCUAACGAUAAAUAAUUUCAAUAGAUGUAAAACAGGAACAUGGCAAACAGAUCUUUUAGAUAAGGCAUUCUAUUGUUGUUAUGAACUCCACAGGCUGCUAUUAAAAUGUCGAAAUCACCAGU